Molecule: messenger RNA, 5450 nt
Organism: Biomphalaria glabrata
Lineage: Eukaryota; Metazoa; Mollusca; Gastropoda; Planorbidae
Exons: 10
Coding region: 303-1268 (321 amino acids)
Source: RefSeq, a predicted model, not a curated record
ACAAACUAGAUCUUGAUUUUUGUUUUUGUUCUGAAGUGUUUCUAAAUAUAGUGAUUUACUAACGAUGUUACACUUAUUAAAUGCGAAUAUUCGUUUGUUAUUAAUCUCUGCUCCAUUUUGUAGUUGCUCUAGUUUCUUUAUGAUUUCUUGAGUUGAGGGCUCGAAACAAACGAUGCAUAUUCUAAUAUCGGUCUAACAAAGGAACAUGUAAAACUAAAUACCAACCUUUAACCAACAGACCUUGAUUUGCUUUUUAUUGUAUAACUGGUAUUAUAUUGUUUCAGUCAUUUUCACACAAAAAUAUGCUGCGGAUCAUCUUCUUGUACGCCUUGACUUUUAUUGCGAUUGUUGUGAAUGCAAAUUAUGGUAUCACCUUAAAGGAAUACGACAGAAAUUGUGGACAAGUUCUAAUUGAGGAUGUGGACAAUAUUACGUACACUGCUUUGGUCAGGUCGACGACGAAUAACAUGGAUUUGAAAAAUUACUUAGUUCGUUUUCAUUUGCAGAGAAAAGAUGAUAAUGAAUUUGUACAAAUGUGUGAAGUAGACCUUGAAAAAGGAUGCGAGGAAAAAUUACAGAAACAGUGUUAUUGUAGAAACAACUAUGAAAUAGUGUGGAAUACCACUGCUAUACAUGAAGACAGUCAUGCACAAGUAACAGCAAGUUUAAAACAUAAAGCAAAUGGUAAAGUGGAGUCUAACAAUUUAACAGUGCCACUGAUCUUGAAAGCACCAAGCCUGGUAAAUGUCCAUCUUUUAGUUAAUGACCAACUUGUACAACACAAUGGUGAGAUUCAUAUUUCAAAUGACGAAAAGAAUCUGUCAAUACGAUUUUCUACUGACGAUGAAAAAAAGUUUCAAGACUAUGGUCUUCACUUUGAUGUCGAGCACUAUCGAGGCAGUUCAGUCAGGAUCAGUCUGAAACCAGAAAAACUAACUAUCAACAUAAUGAUGUGUGACCGGAAGCUAGACCAUUUCAACUUGAGGAUAAAAUAUGAUGAACAGACUCAAAGAACUCCUGAAAGUUUGGAAAGUUAUACAACACCGCAAGAUUCAGACGAACAAGACAAUGUGUCUGUAAAUUGGACCAUUCCACUGGCAGUAAUUUGUGGGAUCUUGUCGAUAGCAUUGAUUAUUUCUUUGUAUGUGAAUGUUCCUACUAUCAAAGCAAAAAUUAAGGAAAUGAAGCUGAAGCCAAAAAAAGCGCAGGAAUGGCCAUACAAUGGUAAUGCUGAAGUCAAAGAAAAACUAAACGGAAAUUUUGUUUAAGAAAGGAUCAUAUUCUACUUGUAACGAUAAAAACAUUAACGUGGUUACAUCGUACGCAUUGCGAGUUUUCAAACUAUUAUUAACACUCGAAAUUUCAAACUAUCUAUUAACCCGCAUUAAAUCACUCAUCUAUCACUAAUUUUCUGGAACCUCAGAACAUGAUACUGUGUAAAAUAUUCGUUUGAUAUCCUAAAAUCUAGGUACUAACUAAGACACGGUUUUUAAAGAUUCGAAAUCAAUCGGUGAAAAUGUUAGGGAACAAAAUAUAUAAAACCCUUUGUAUUAAUUUUUCGUUAUUUCCCAAACGGGUCACUGCACCUAUCUGCACCAAUUUAGAAAAAAAAAUCAAGAGAAUAUUAUGUUUAAGAAUAACUAGCUGCUAGACUCUAUAUUUCCCCAAACCCAAAAAAAAAAAAAAAAAAAGGAAUUACAAAAGAAAGGAUCAACCUAUCUAAUAUUUAAAAGUAUGAACAAUGAUUUCACUUUGAAAUGCAAAUAAAAACAAUUAGGCUUCCAGACCAGUGGCGUCACAAGGAAGGUUUAAGACGUGUUGUUGACUCCCGAAAGGAUAAAAUAAUAAAUAAACAGCACACGUUUUUUGUUGUUUUUUUUAAUUGUCAGAUUAGAUACCUGAACAGGUUCAAACACAAUUGCUAUAGAGAACUAUAUAACCUAAUAUUUUUAUAACGAAUUUUUUUUUUAAUUGCUUAGAAAUGUUCAAUAACUUUAAACUAUAUUUUACCAGCAAAACGAUGAACCUAACCUAAUGUUUUGCGACAGUGAUUUGGACUAUAAUAGGAAACACUUUUCAUCGAAGUUAAGUAGGGGCUAACAGCUUUAUUUCAGGAGAUUGGUCAACCGAUACCGGCAGCUAACGUUUAUUAAAAGAUGAAAGUCUUUAGAUUAAGUAUUAACGAAAUCUCACAUGCCAUUAAAUGUAAAUUCCGCAGAAUGGGAAAAGAACCAUUGAGAUUUCUGGGGAUAAUGAUUUAGUGAUAAUGAUUUAAUGGGACGGAAGGUAUUUAUUUCAUACCAUGAUCGAAAAUACAGCUUUAGCCUAGACCAGUGAUGCCCAAAAUACGGCCCGCGGGCCGGUGGCUGCAUCCGGCCCGCCGAAACGUUGGCAAAAAGUGUAGAAAAUCCCAUCUCAUAAAAGAAAAAGUUUGAAAAAAAAAAGUAUAUUUCUCUACGUUAGGGUAAAUGGAUUGGUACCGAUAAUAAGCCACCAUAUUCUUUUUUAUGAAGAUAGAAUGGCUCUUUUAAAGGACAUAAACAGCUUUGAGAAACCAAACACAAAUAAAUGAAUCAGCAUUUUUGGUUUGAGACGCGAUUGCUAGAUUUUACCUAGAGAGGAUGGUUAACGAGAACCAUUUUUCGGGGGCGAAUGCAUAAAAAAGUGUUUUCUAGCAGAGAUGGAAGAACUGUGUUCUGAAAAGGAGAAUAUGUUGAUGUUGUCAGCCUUUCUCUUGACAAUACAAGGCAAGAGAAAGAUAUAGGUAGAUAUCACCUUUCAAAAGUAACAGAAAAAACAGAUUUCGAAAUGAUUUCUAUUGCCGCCAAGAAAUCUACACAACAUAUCUGAUACUGCUCAAAAUCUUGGUAAUAAUUCGUAGAAAAAAGAACAGUUUUAAAAUCACAGAAGCUAGUAGCUAUGAGGAGCAUGCGUGGGACCACCACUAGCAAAGUCCUGUCAAAGACGUUUCAACCAUCACAUAGAAUCUUUCUCUUGCUUGUGAGAAAUUAGUGGGAGUGACUACUGAAGUUGCAACAAGCAUAGUUGACAGCAACAGUUAUUAGAAAAGUUGUUGAGUCAAAUGGGCCCAGCCUCGGUUGCUUUAUUGAAUUGAGGGGGCAGUGUUAUGACUCUACAUUGAGCACUGUCAUUUGGCGCGACAUUGUGUACCAGAGGACACGACAGAGAACAGAGGAAGGAAGAUGGCCGAUGAUUAGAGAUGUAAACAAGAAGGCCUGAGAUGUGACUCUGGGUUUGGCUCUAGAUGUAGUUUAUAAUUGAUUAUUAAACGUUCUGUUUUAUAUCACUUUCUUUGAGGUUGAUUGCUAAGUUAUAGCAAGCAAUAUCUUGUAUUUUGUUCUUGCUGCUGCUGACUAUUUGUAACUUAUUUAAAAGAAACGAAACAGACAUUUAAGACUUAAUUUGAUAAGUCGUGGGAAUAAAGUUCAAAAUGAAAAAUUUACGGGUAGUAUAAAUAAUAUUCUUCAGGAUUUGGAAGAAAAAAAAAACAACGGAAAACAUUGGCAGCCAGACUUGGAAUAUUAAAUCAAAUGACUAGGAAGUCAAUGUUAUCAAUAAGAAAAAAAAUAAAGAAAUGGAGGAACAUCGUGCACAGGUUGUGUGAUAUCAGAAUGUUGCUAGCAAAGUGUAAUCACACACACACACAAAUAAAACUUAGGUUGAGUUCAUACAUGUAAACCACGUAAAAGAUUUACAUACCAGAAACAUAAUGUCUACAAGGUAGUAAGAUAUCUUGAUUGAAAAUGUAUCUGAUAUAACUAAUAGGAUGUCCGAACUACAGGAUUUAAAAAACGAAAUAACAACUAAUGAGUUCUGAUAUCUAAUACGCAUGGAAUAGGAUGAGCUUGAAUUAAUGAUGUGAUGAAGUAGAAACAAUAUCUGAAUCCUAUGAAGGAGUACAAGCAAUUUUUAGAGCCAACAGAAAGACAACUAACACUAUUUACUUAUCUUAUAUCUUACAGACGUUACCGUACUUCAAAAAAGAAGAUGUAUAGGGAGGGUGUGUAACUAUUUUAGUGUAUAUAUAUAUAUAUCUACGAACAUGCUUGACUAGCCAUGCCAGUGUGUUAUUUUCUUGUCUGACCACUCCACAUUUAGUCUAACAGCCUUUAUUUUUUGAAGUUAUAACUUUUUAUUUAACUUUUGCCCAUAACUAUAUAUUAUAUAUUAUUGUGCACGGAGUCGCAGCUUUGCAGAUAUUGGCAAUUUUUUAAAGACGAAUAUUUACUGAUCUAUGUCACGUACAUUUUUUUUUGUUACUUCUUUAAAAAUUGAUGUUAUUGUGAUGUGAAAAGAAAGUACCUAUAUAUUCAAUGUUGUAUUAGUUAUAGAAUUGUAAACCUGCACAUUCCUUUAUAGAACACUACCAAGACCGGCUUUACAAAAUGCAUGGAUGCUGGCAGGUACAAUUUUUUUCACACAGUGGUUCCUUGCUAUGUGAGUCCUUCCGUGUAUACAGGGGGUUAAGUUGAUCCAUAAAAAAUCACAAAUGAUACACUGUAUUGUAUUUUUUUGUAUCGGCACCGGUCAAACGAAAGUCUCUAUUAGUAUUGUUUCUUUGUCACGUUUAGAAACAACUAGAAAAGAUACGAAAAAGCUGAUUUCUUCUUUAACUAAAAAGUCGUGUUUGAGAUUUAUUUAUUUUGUUCCCCUGGCAAUCAAAUCAUUAAAUAAGAACAAUCUAGUAUAAACUUUGUCACAUGUAAAUUAUGAGUGAGUCUGGUGUGAAUGUACACUUUGGUUUCUUAUAGUUAUAAUGUUUUUUGUUUGGUGUAAUGCACAAAUUGUAAGACAAAUUUCCUUUCGGAUAAUAAAGAUUAUUAUUAUUAUUAUAAUUAUUAUCAAUAAAAGGUUGUUGAAAUUUUUUACUCUUAUAUGAUAAUCUAAAACGCUUUUCUGACUUUUAAUACAUUUAGAUUUUUUUUACCAAAGGCUUAGAAGUUUCAUUAUUACUAAAGGUUGUUUAGUUUGUUUUCAGGAGAAAAACACCUCUAAACGAUUCUUAGAAAAAUUACUACUAUAGGAAAUCAAGUCAAUGGCUUGAAAAUUGCGUUUGUUCAUGCACAAAUCUGGAGGUGAAAAUACAUAUAUUAUUAAUUACCCGGUACCGAAAUAGCAAUCUAAGCGGCUAAAUAUAUAACGCUUACUUACACCUCAUUUACAAUCUUUUACUUUUUCGAUUUCAAUGUAUUUAUAUUAAACACCUAACUGUAUUAAGCGCGUGUUUUUAUUUUAUUAUUUUAGGUGUAUUGAAAUUGUUUAAUUAUUAUUUUUAAAGAGUGUUUAACCUUUUUUUUUCUACUUCUACUUUUCUCUUUUUUUCUCUUUUACUAAUUCAAUCUGAAUGUAUAUAUAUAUUAAAUGCCUAGCGCCUUUUUUUUUUGAGUAAAUUGUUUGAUUAUUGUGUUAAAAAAAUGAAGAAAAAAAUC